GGCUGCUGUGGUGACUGCAUCUGAUCCUCGCAGACAGCAGAGAAUGUUGGUCUAGUUGCUCUGUGGCUCUCCGGUGCACAGCAGUAAAAUAAUGGAGGACUGUGAGCAGCUGUUGACCCCGAGGUCAGAGGAGGCGAGGCUGAAUGGCCACUGCAGGUGUGGCGCUCACACUCAGGGCCUGCAGGCGAAGGUGGUGGAGGACUUCAGACGGAGGCUCAAGUACUUCUUCAUGAACCCCUGUGAGAAGUACAAGGCCAGGGGUCGGAAGCCGUGGAAGCUGAUGUUACAAAUACUCAAAAUUGCAAUCAUCACAGUCCAGUUAGUCUCUUUUGGCCUCAGCAAUGAAAUGAUGGUCACCUUUAAAGACGAGAAUCUGAUGACAUUCAGACACCUGUUCCUGAAAGGAUACAAGGAUCACCGGGUGGGAAGCUACGCGCUGUACACGAAAGAUGACGUGUACGACCACAUCUACUACAUCAUCAACACGUACACCAAUCUCCAAAACCUGACAGUAGGUAACCUCGCGUACGAGAUGGUCGAUGGGGAGUACACCGCUCUGUCCAUGUGUCAGGAGUUUUACAGAAACAGCAGCAUCGACCCAGGAAAUGAGACCUUUGACAUCGAUCCACAUAUUGAAAAAGAAUGCAUUUCCAUAUAUCCCAUGCAGUCGUUCGGCAACAGCAGCGCUCUGCUGACACACAUCAGCUUCAUCUUGGAUUUCAAAAGGCUGCUAUCAGUGAGCGUCAACCUGACCCUGAAAACCAUCAAUCUGCAGACUGUGCGCCACCACGAGCUGCCAGACUGCUACGACUUCCACAUAGUGAUCACAUUUGACAACCGUGCACACAGUGGAAAGAUAAAGGUGGACGUCGAAAACGACGUGCGGAUAUACGAGUGCAGGGACUGGAACGUGGAGGGCACAUCUGAUAAAGACGAUUAUCUCCUUCUGUUCUUUGAUUCCGUGGUCAUCCUCGCCUGCUUCGCCUCUCUCAUCCUCUGCACCAGAUCUGUCGUCAACGGCGUCCAGCUCCAGCUUGAGUUCAACACAUUCUUCCACGCCUACUACAACAAGAUUGUGUCUUGGUCGGACCGCAUGGAGUUUGUGAACGGCUGGUACAUCCUCAUCAUCGUGAGCGACACGUUGACCAUCGCCGGGUCGGCACUCAAAAUCGGAAUUCAAACAAAGUACCUGACAAACUAUGAUGUCUGCAGUAUCUUGCUUGGAACGGCCACAAUGCUCGUCUGGGUCGGUGUGAUCCGUUACCUUGGUUUCUUCAAGAAGUACAAUAUAUUAAUCUUAACCCUGAGGGCGGCGUUCCCGAAUGUGAUCCGAUUCUGCUGCUGCGCCGCCAUGAUCUACCUCGGCUACUGUUUCUGCGGCUGGAUCGUCCUUGGGCCUCAUCAUGACAAAUUCCGAACUCUCGACAAGGUGACGGAGUGCCUCUUCUCCCUCAUCAACGGGGACGACAUGUACGCCACCUUCCUGAAGAUGAGAGACAGGAGCUACAUGGUGUGGCUCUUCAGCAGGCUCUACCUCUACUCCUUCAUCUCCCUCUUCAUCUACAUGGUGCUCAGCCUCUUCAUCGCUCUCAUCACUGACACCUACGAGACCAUCAAGCACCACCAGCAGGAGAAAGUGCCGGUGUCCCAGCUUCAGGCCUUCAUAGCAGAGUGCAGGGACCAGCCCGAGUCUGGAAGAUACCAGACUGACGAGGACUCAGCUUCCUGCUGCGUCUCUCCGUGCUGCUGCUUCGGAUAAACUGAGGAAAUGUGGGUUUUUUUUCUUUUUCCACAUAUGGAGCAGGAGCUGCCGCAAGAGAGUCCCAACUGUCGGCAUGGAGCUGCUGAUUAUACUGAUGCGUGACGAGAAGGAAAGAAUAUAUUUUUCCUCAAGUAGAACUUCUUUCACUUCUGUUUUUUUUUUUUUUUUUUUUUUUUACUUGACUUGUUGAGCACUACUGAUGUAAAAUGCAAAACUAAAAAGUACUAGAGUAUAAAACUAAUUAGACAGUUAACAUGUGAAAAUAGAUUUAUGGAAUUUAAGUGCUUUGUAAUGAAAAAAGCUGCUUAGUUACUGCAAAGUUCAUUAUAAGCUAUUGUUUUAUUGUAUCUUGUUGUAUUGUACAUCAUGUCUAUAGGCUAUAAUUAGAUUGACAUGAACUAUGUAGAUCACUUCAGUGGUUUGACAUUAUGUAUCUUAGUACUGUAUUUUUUUUUGUAGGUUUCGCACUUUUGACAAAGUGAAUUUUCUUUUUCGCUAAUGAUGUUGUACUAUUUAAGCCCAGUUACAGAAAAUAAAAAUGUAUAAAAACUCAGCCUUGAUGAAAAACAA
Molecule: messenger RNA, 2332 nt
Organism: Acanthopagrus latus (yellowfin seabream)
Lineage: Eukaryota; Metazoa; Chordata; Actinopteri; Spariformes; Sparidae
Gene: mcoln3a
Product: mucolipin 3a
Exons: 13
Coding region: 92-1759 (555 amino acids)
Cellular component (GO): lysosomal membrane; plasma membrane
Molecular function (GO): NAADP-sensitive calcium-release channel activity
Source: RefSeq, a predicted model, not a curated record